Molecule: messenger RNA, 231 nt
Organism: Arabis nemorensis
Lineage: Eukaryota; Viridiplantae; Streptophyta; Magnoliopsida; Brassicales; Brassicaceae
Source: the annotation of a GenBank genome assembly
AUGUAUCCAAAGGAUAGGGCCCUGGUCGAAUUCGCGUUUUGGUCCGGCUUCGUCGGGUUAGAGAUACUCCUUCUGGUUGUUGUGGCGAGGUACUUUCGUCGGAAUCCGACCCUCUCGCUGUGUGGCUUGGUCGUUGUUGGGCUUACGGUGGUAGGGUGGUGGGUUUCGGUCUUCUCUGAACUGAGAUCGGGAGGGUGGAGAUGUUGGGGUUGUAGUGGGCUCGGGUUAUGA